This is a messenger RNA of Lynx canadensis (Canada lynx), 1390 nucleotides long. It is a transcript of the gene PRMT1, whose product is annotated as protein arginine methyltransferase 1. Gene Ontology annotation, molecular function: protein-arginine N-methyltransferase activity. The coding region runs from base 54 to 1169 and encodes 371 amino acids. The record is from RefSeq and is a predicted model, not a curated record. Gene Ontology annotation, cellular component: nucleus. The transcript has 11 exons. NCBI's taxonomy places the organism in Eukaryota, Metazoa, Chordata, Mammalia, Carnivora, Felidae.
GCGGAGAAAGGGGGGGGUCUCGGCGGCAGGAGGAGGAGUAGGUGCGGGUGAAGAUGGCGGCAGCCGAGGCCGCGAACUGCAUCAUGGAGAAUUUUGUAGCCACCUUGGCUAAUGGGAUGAGCCUCCAGCCGCCUCUUGAAGAAGUCUCCUGUGGCCAAGCAGAAAGCAGCGAGAAGCCCAACGCUGAGGACAUGACGUCCAAAGAUUACUACUUUGAUUCCUAUGCUCACUUCGGCAUUCACGAGGAGAUGCUGAAAGAUGAGGUACGCACCCUCACGUACCGAAACUCCAUGUUUCACAACCGGCACCUCUUCAAGGACAAGGUGGUGCUGGACGUGGGAUCGGGCACAGGGAUCCUCUGUAUGUUCGCUGCCAAGGCCGGAGCCCGCAAGGUCAUCGGGAUCGAGUGUUCCAGUAUCUCUGAUUAUGCGGUGAAGAUCGUCAAAGCCAACAAGUUAGACCAUGUGGUGACCAUCAUCAAGGGGAAGGUGGAGGAGGUGGAGCUUCCGGUGGAGAAGGUGGACAUCAUUAUCAGCGAGUGGAUGGGCUACUGCCUUUUCUACGAGUCAAUGCUCAACACCGUCCUCUAUGCCCGAGACAAGUGGCUGGCACCCGAUGGCCUCAUCUUCCCAGACCGGGCCACGCUGUAUGUGACGGCCAUCGAAGACCGGCAGUACAAAGACUACAAGAUCCACUGGUGGGAGAACGUAUAUGGCUUUGACAUGUCUUGCAUCAAAGACGUGGCCAUCAAGGAGCCCCUGGUGGACGUGGUGGACCCCAAGCAGUUGGUCACCAACGCCUGCCUCAUAAAGGAGGUGGACAUCUACACUGUCAAGGUGGAAGACCUGACCUUCACCUCCCCCUUCUGCCUGCAAGUGAAGCGGAAUGACUACGUGCACGCGCUGGUGGCCUACUUCAACAUCGAGUUCACUCGCUGCCACAAGAGGACAGGCUUCUCCACCAGCCCCGAGUCCCCGUACACGCACUGGAAGCAGACCGUGUUCUACAUGGAGGACUACCUGACCGUGAAGACGGGCGAGGAGAUCUUUGGCACCAUUGGCAUGCGGCCCAACGCCAAGAAUAAUCGCGACCUGGACUUCACCAUCGACCUGGACUUCAAGGGCCAGCUGUGCGAGCUGUCCUGCUCCACUGACUACCGGAUGCGCUGAGGCGGCGCCCGGCUUCUCCCACCCCGGCCGGGCCGGCCCUGCACGGGCCCAGGGGCUGCGGCAUCCUUAGGCAGUUUGGGGGCUCCCCCUUCCUCUCCUUCCCUCCCUCAGAAGGGGGUUUUAGGGGCCUGGGCUGGGAGGUGGGGGCACAUCGUGACUGUGUUUUUCAUAACUUAUGUUUUUAUAUGGUUGCAUUUACGCCAAUAAAUCCUCAGCUGGGA